AAAUGUGGUACUGCCACUACCUACCUGGCUCCUAGUGCAGAAUUUAUAUUUGGAUGGGUGGGAAAGGAGCAGUGGAAGAUAUCCAAAGUCCAGCACGUGAGAGUUCUUUUGUCUUGCAAUGCUGGAGGCAGCACAGUAGGAGAAGAUUAAACACACACAGAGAGAGACACACACCCAUGUGAGCGGAGCAAGAAUUGGGAAGAGGGUGUGUGCCUCUUGUGCCUGAGUGGGUGUCUCUUACAGGGAGAUCAGAUCUUGUUUACCUACCUGCAAAAUCACUUGUGGCUCAAGAGAGUUGCCAGUGUAUCUGUUGAGCUGGUGUACAUGGAGACUAUGUCCAGGAUUGCAACAAGGUCCAUCUUGAAGGCAAAAUGGGCAGCCAAACCUUUCUUUCUUCUGUGCCACACAAGAGGGUGCUAACAGUCACCUAGGAAAAAGCAUGUCAAGAAAUGCAGUAAAGGCUCUGCACAGACAGCAAGGAAGUGUUCCUUCUUCUACUAGAACAGGUCCCAUGACCUUUUGACAUCAGUAUGCAAUUAAAUUCAAUGACGUACAAUCAGAAGAAGUUGAAAAUUGACAUUUUUAGUUAAAUGUGGUGCAUAAGGGUAUAAUGGCUUAUAGAACUGAGUGGCACUGGAAGGUCUAAGAACCCUCAGAGUGGACAACAAUCCUGUUGGGCUUUCAUGCCAGCACAGAAGAUGGCAAGAAUAUCAUUCCAGAGUUCAAAGUGGGUUCUUCUCUGCUAUGACUAUUGAUUCUCUGUGAUUACUCUCUGGUAACCCAGAAUAGGAUGGGUGAUGGACUUGUGACGGGAGGUGCUAGUCUCCAUGGAGCCUCCUCUUCCUACCCAGUGGCUGCGGAAUUCCGCCAGGGUGAGACGGCUGCUGCAGACAUCCCAGAGUUCUGUGCUUCUCAAUUCCAGCCUAGACACCAAGACCAGAGAUGUGGCCUCUGAAUCGGUGGGCCUUUUCUUCAUGCUCUUGAUUGACUUGACAGCCAUAGUAGGCAAUGUAGCCAUUAUGACGGUCAUUAUCAAGACACCUGCCCUGAGGAAGUUUGUCUUUGUGUUCCACCUCUGUCUGGUGGACCUCCUGGCUGCUGUCACCCUGAUGCCUCUGGCAAUGCUGUCCAGCUCAGCCUUCUUUGACGGCACUGUACUGGGGGAUGCCAUAUGCCGCACCUACCUGUUCCUAAGUGUUUGCUUCAUUACUAUGUGCAUCCUCUCGAUCUCAGCCAUUAAUGUAGAACGCUACUAUUAUGUGGUGCAUCCCAUGCGCUAUGAGGUGAAAAUGACCAUAGGUCUGGUUGUCUGUGUCCUAGCUGGUGUCUGGAUUAAAGCAGUAGUCAUGUCCCUCAUCCCUAUCCUGGGAUGGCUUUCCCAAGACCAUGCUGGUAGUUCCCUGGCCUACAAUGGGCAAACCUGCACCUUGCAGUGGAGUCGGAAUGCCUACUGCAAGUUCUUUGUGGUUUUCUUUGUUAUUUUCUACUUCCUGCUGCCCAUCUCCAUUAUAUUGGUUGUCUAUUGCAGUAUGUUCAGAGUGGCCAGGGUAGCUGCCAUGCACCAUGGUCCACUCCCCACUUGGAUGGAUACUCCACGGCAGAGAUCAGAAUCCCUUAGCAGUAGAUCCACAAUGGUGACUAGCUCAGGGGCCCCACGGACUACCCCCCAGAGGACGUUUGGCGGUGGGAAAGCUGUCAUCAUCCUUCUUGCAGUGGGAGGACAAUUUCUCUUUUGCUGGUUGCCAUAUUUUUCCUUUCACCUUUAUUCUGUGCUGAGUUCCCAUUUCCCUGGCCGACAGGCAGAGAAUGUGGUGACUUGGAUUGGCUACUUUUCCUUCACCUCCAAUCCUUUCUUCUAUGGGUGCCUCAACCGACAGAUCAGAGGAGAACUCAGCAAGCACCUCAUGUGUUUUUUCAAGCAACCCCCAGAGGAGGACCUCAGGUUACCCAGCAGAGAAGGUUCCAUCGAAGAGAACUUCUUGCAAUUUCUUCAAGGGACUGGUUGUAAUGCUGAGGCUAGGAACACCUUCACCCACCCAAGCCCCCAAAGGGACCAAACAACCAUAGAUUUCCGAAUUCCAGGACAAAUUGCUGAAGAAACCUCUGAAUUCUUGGACCAGCACAUGAAUAAUGAGAUCACUGUCUCAGACAGCUACAUCAGGGCAGCACGUUCACCCAAGUCAGAGAAUCUGCAGUCUCAACUUUCUUAUGGCUGUUGCAUAGGAAACAUGUGGGUGGCUUAAUAGCACACCUAAGGAGCAGAGUUGUGCCUUCUUUGUUCACUAUUCCCCUCCCUUUGAACACCAGUAUUUCAUGUCUUCUGCAAUGGCUCCCAGUUUUGGAUCCCCAGAUGUUGUUGGCUUACACCUUCCAAAAUCCCUGACCAUUGGCUGAGCUGGCUAGGGCUUCUAGGAGCUGAAGUCUAAAUACUGUACUCUGAAGGCCCAAAGUUGGGGAUCAGUUUUUAACACUACACUUUUCCCCACAAAAUUCCACAGGGCAGCACAGAGGAGAGGGAAGUUUCAAAGUACUGCAACUAGAAAACUAGAUACUUUUUGUAAAGUUAUGCCAAUCUAUCAAUUUUCAGAAAUUCUUUUGAUUGACAAAAAUUAAAAUUAAAAUUUGGAACUGAGUAGGGAGAAAGUUAUGUGCAAAUGUAAGUCUGGUUCCACCCAGAUUUUUUUAGCCUUUUAGCUAAGAUAACUCUUGUGAAACAUGAAUGCUUUCUCUCCUUGGCCUUGAGGGGACCAACCUAUGGACAUGUCCUCCCUGUAGUGUGCCAGCAGAAAUCUUGCACAGAACUUACUCUCCUUCUGACAUACAUAUGAACUUUUUAAUGAAGUGACCUCACAUAAAAGAGGGAGAGGGAGGUUUUAAUGUAGGACAGUUGAAACC
Sceloporus undulatus (fence lizard) is the source of this 2895-nucleotide messenger RNA. RefSeq names its product G protein-coupled receptor 61 (gene GPR61). The coding region runs from base 828 to 2243 and encodes 471 amino acids. Gene Ontology annotation, molecular function: G protein-coupled receptor activity. Gene Ontology annotation, biological process: G protein-coupled receptor signaling pathway. The record is from RefSeq and is a predicted model, not a curated record. Gene Ontology annotation, cellular component: signaling receptor complex; plasma membrane; endosome. NCBI's taxonomy places the organism in Eukaryota, Metazoa, Chordata, Lepidosauria, Squamata, Phrynosomatidae. The transcript is spliced from 4 exons.